AUGUCGCAGCUUGCCAAUAUAAGCGUUCGUUAGUGAGAAGAGGAUGGAAGGCGAAGGGAAAUUAGAGCUUGUUACCAGCGCGGAAAUGUUGGCUGUGGCGCGACGCAUCCACGGGCCCGCAGCUCAAAUAUUGGAUUUCAGCGUGGAGAAGGCCACCAGCAGUGUGCAAGGGUUCAUGUCCUGCGUUCUCAGGGUGACCGCCAACAUACAGGUCUGUAAGGAGAUAUUGACAGAAAAAAUAAUCGUCAAAAGAAAACCCACGCUGCAAAAUCAAAACUGUCUAUAGUGAACGAAAUGGAAGUUUUUGAUCACGAGAUCGGUUUCUUUGAAAAUUGUGCGCCAAUUUUGAGCGCAAAUUGCCCCAAAGUGCCCAUUGUAAAAUGCUUCGCUACAAAUUCUGAAACGGGUAUUAUUUAUAUGGAAGAUUUGAAGGUAAAAAAUUUCACAGCCAUGAUUCGUUGCAUAGCUGAUUUAAAAGAAAACGUUCUUUCCAUGGAGCACAUUUACCUUGUCGCGAAAACUCUCGCCAGAUUUCACGCCGCUUCUUACGAAAUUGACUGGGUGGAAAAAUUUCCAACAGUUUUCGCGGAGGACGUCAUGUUUGAGAAAAACGACGGUACUCUCAUGAAAAAUUUCAUCCGCCAAUCUGGCGAAAAAACUCUGGUGCCGCUCACGAAGCACCAUUUCCAAGGAAACGAGCGCCUUUUGAAAAGUUCUCUUUGGUUUACCACGGAAGAGUUUUUUCAAGCCCUGGUCGACAUUUGCAAACCUAAACAGAAAGGGCUCAAUGUUUUAUGUCACGGUGACUGUUGGGUGAACAACAUGAUGUUCAAAACCGACCCUGAUUCCGGGAAGCCGUUGGAAAUUAAAUUAAUCGACUUCCAGUUGUGCCGCUUCACUCACGGAUCCACAGACCUGAUGGACUUUUAGUAUGUGUGUAUCAACGCCGCCGUUCGCAAGAAAAUCGAACGUGAAUUUUUGGAGUUGUAUUGGGAAACUUUUACGGAGGAGUGCGCCAGUAGAGAAAUCAAGUUGGCUGGAAAUUUUGUGGAGUUUUUGGCCGAUUAUGAGCGGAAUAAAGCGUAUGGGAUAAUGAUGGCUGUGGGAAUGAGACCGUGCGUCUACAUCAAGGGCACUUUUCCGGAUGGAAACGAAGAACUUACUGAGGAACAUAUCAAUUCCAUGACUGAUGGA
Molecule: messenger RNA, 1194 nt
Organism: Neocloeon triangulifer
Lineage: Eukaryota; Metazoa; Arthropoda; Insecta; Ephemeroptera; Baetidae
Exons: 1
Coding region: 295-930 (211 amino acids)
Source: RefSeq, a predicted model, not a curated record